AUGGCAUUCGCAAGACUACUGUUGCGCGCCCGAGGUUGUUCUCAGCCAAGCUGGUCGAGGACAUCGGUGACGCAUGCAGUACCUCCUGGCAGAAGAUAUUUCUCAGUUCAUCGCAUAGCCGGUUCACUGGGAGCAGAGAUCCAUGAUGUGGACAUCCAUUCCAGCUCGCUGGCCGAGAACCCCGGGAUCGUGAAAGAGAUCCGGGAGGCAUUUCUUGAGCAUCAAGUGAUCUUCUUCCGAGACAAGCAUCUCUCCCCAAAAGAGUAUCUUACAUUUGCCUCAAGUUUCGGAAAGCCAGUUGAAUAUCCCUUCGUCAAAGGCAUCGAAGGGUUCCCUGAGAUCAUCCAGGUCCUCAAGCAAGAGCACGAAACGAUCAAUUUCGGGGGUAUCUGGCACAGCGACACCAGUUACUUCGAGGAACCACCCCUGGGAUCUGUUCUCAUGGCGCAGGAGGUCCCGCCCUUUGGAGGAGACACUUUGUUCGCCAACCAGUAUGCUGCAUAUGAUGCGCUCUCAAAGGGGCUGAAGGUGACGCUCGAUGGGCUGAAGGCAGUCAACACUUCUGCAAAAGCGGAUGCAAGCAAAACCCGUGAAGACCGGAUCCGCGACAGUGGCAAUAGCAAUUCGAAAGACACACUCGAGGCUACUCAUCCGGUAGUGCGUACUCAUCCCGAGACAAAACGGAAGGCACUGUACGUCAAUGUGGCGCACACCUCACAUUUAGAUGGUUGGACUGUGGAGGAGUCGGCCCCUCUUCUGAAUUAUUUGUUCGCCCAUCAGAUCAAGCCCGAGUUCACCUGCAGGUUUGUGUGGAAGGAAGGGAGUAUUGCGUUCUGGGACAAUCGGUGCGUUCAGCAUAAUCCGAUCAAUGAUUACCAUGGCUUUAGGAGACAGAUGUUGAGGAUUACUCUGGCAGGUGAUAUACCGAGAUGA
Exophiala bonariae is the source of this 933-nucleotide messenger RNA. RefSeq lists its product as uncharacterized. Gene Ontology annotation, cellular component: cytoplasm. The record is from RefSeq and is a predicted model, not a curated record. The coding region runs from base 1 to 933 and encodes 310 amino acids. NCBI's taxonomy places the organism in Eukaryota, Fungi, Ascomycota, Eurotiomycetes, Chaetothyriales, Herpotrichiellaceae. The transcript has a single exon. Gene Ontology annotation, molecular function: 2-oxoglutarate-dependent dioxygenase activity.